AUGUCUGUGGGCGGAGAGGAUGGAGGCAGGAGAGAGGAAGAGACUGAUGGAGGACCAGAGAAGAACGUGAAUCUGGGUCACCAGCAUGAUUUGGAAGGGCAUCCUGGAGGAGAAUCCAGCCCAGUGCUGGGAAUCCCUGGAGAGGAGCCUGGAGGCGGGCUGGUGGAGAUAGUCGAAUUCCAGGAAGAAUUCAACUUCCCUGAUGGUUGCUGGACUUUUCCAAGGUGGGGAAGGCGUGGGUGCAUCUUGUUCAUGACCAUUGGACUGAUGGCUGGGAUAGGCGUUGGGAUCUGGCUUCUAGUCCUGCUUUUCAGGACAAAUGCCUUGUUGAGGACCCUGAAGCAAAAGAACACCAUGAGUUGUACAGAGAAACCCUUCACCCCAACAGAAUCCAAGUCAGUAUCUUUCAGAAUAGACACCAGAAACUUACUGGAAGUGCAGGUGAGGGCGUGGCCAGGCUGGCUCCUGGUAUGCCAUGAGGGCUGGAGUCCUGCCCUAGGGACCCGGAUUUGUGGACACCUUGGACAUCUCAGUCUCAGUGACCACAAAGGAGUGAACCUGACUGAUAUUAAGGUCAACAGUUCUCAGGAGUUUGUUCAGCUUCUUCCCAGAUCGGGGGGUCAACUGGAGGAGAUGUGGCAGCGCAGGAAUAGCUGUGCCUUGGGCCAGGUUGUCUCCCUCAAAUGCUCAGAGUGUGGGGUCCAGCGCCUGACUUCCCGGAUUAUCGGUGGGACCUCUGCUGUCCUCGGGCGCUGGCCCUGGCAGGUCAGCAUGUUCCAGGGUCCCCAGUACUCAUGUGGAGGCUCUCUGCUGGCUCCGAGUUGGGUGGUGACUGCAGCUCACUGUGUCUACAGGUGUAUCUGA
Trichosurus vulpecula (common brushtail) is the source of this 864-nucleotide messenger RNA. RefSeq names its product transmembrane serine protease 5 (gene TMPRSS5). Gene Ontology annotation, cellular component: membrane. Gene Ontology annotation, molecular function: serine-type endopeptidase activity. Gene Ontology annotation, biological process: proteolysis. NCBI's taxonomy places the organism in Eukaryota, Metazoa, Chordata, Mammalia, Diprotodontia, Phalangeridae. Bases 1 to 864 code for a protein of 287 amino acids. The transcript has 9 exons. The record is from RefSeq and is a predicted model, not a curated record.